Molecule: messenger RNA, 576 nt
Organism: Sitophilus oryzae (rice weevil)
Lineage: Eukaryota; Metazoa; Arthropoda; Insecta; Coleoptera; Curculionidae
Exons: 3
Coding region: 14-544 (176 amino acids)
Source: RefSeq, a predicted model, not a curated record
AUGUUUAAAGAGUAUGAAAAUUUUAUCAAAAUUACCACUAAUCUCAGAUAAUCCAUACUCACCAUAUUAUCAGGCAGAAUUUAAUUUAGAAAAUCCCACUGUAUUUCAAGAUACUAUACACAUAUCAACUAAGCUGAAAACUCGACUACUAAACCAAAAUAUUUGUAUGAACAUGGGAGGAAAGCAGGUAUCUGUAGAAAGUAUUCGAAAAGUAAUUGAAAACUACUCAAGGGAUAAACAUUUACUCUGUAAGAGCUUUCUCGAUUCUUCCGAUAAAAUGAAUUUUAAUGCAAUCGACAAAAUAAGUUCUGAACGAGUUACAAAUCUACUCGUGGAAAUUCCUGACGCUGAAGCUACUAGGCAAUAUUUAAUUUUAACACGGUAUAUCUUGGAUGCAUUUUUGUUAAAAGAUAUCAGUAUAGAACGGAGGAUAUAUCUCAUUUGGUAUGCUACUUUUUUUAUGCGCAUUUGGAGAUCCUGGCUCAAAAGAAUAACCAAAGUAUUCAGAAGAAAUUUAUUACUUCAAAUACAUACACAUGCAUAGAGCUAAAUGCUCAUGAAAUUAUCCUUGCCAUU